Daucus carota subsp. sativus is the source of this 899-nucleotide messenger RNA. RefSeq lists its product as uncharacterized. NCBI's taxonomy places the organism in Eukaryota, Viridiplantae, Streptophyta, Magnoliopsida, Apiales, Apiaceae. The transcript is spliced from 5 exons. Bases 130 to 651 code for a protein of 173 amino acids. The record is from RefSeq and is a predicted model, not a curated record.
ACAUACAUACACACAUUCCUUUCUUCUUAUCUCUAUAUCGUCUGUGUACAUCAACUGAUUGUUUAAUAAAUCUCAUCACCGGGUGUGGGCUCUACAUUCGGAUCGUUGACCCGACGGAAAAAAGCCCCAAUGAACGAGGUGAUGACCGUCGCCGAUGCGACGUCGUCCAGCACCUUAAACACCUCCUCUUCGCCGGCCUCUCCAGCUUCUCUCCUCCCCGUGAACAUCCCUCUUCUCUCCGCUUUUCUCGCCUGCGCCAUCGCUCAAUUCCUCAAGCUCUUCACCACUUGGUAUAAGGAGAAGAGAUGGGACUCCAAAAAGAUGCUUGAUUCUGGUGGAAUGCCGUCUUCGCAUUCUUCCACUGUAAUGGCGCUUGUAGUGUCUGUUGGAUUACAAGAUGGAUCUGCCUCCCCUGCUUUUGCAAUCGCCGUUGUUUUAGCUUGUGUUGUUAUGUAUGAUGCAACCGGUGUUAGGCUUCAUGCUGGACGACAAGCUGAAUUGCUGAACCAAAUUGUGUGUGAAUUUCCUCCUGAACACCCUCUAUCGACAUCCAGACCGUUGCGCGAUUCUCUUGGGCACACACCACUUCAGGUUUUCGCUGGCGCUAUUCUAGGAUGCAUAGUAGGAUAUCUAAUGAACACCUCCACCUAGGGCACAUAUGUAUUGGUUCCUAAAACAGUUACUGUAUUCAGCUGAGAUAGAUUUGCCAUAGCUGCAUAGAAUAUCAAAGAGAAAGAAUGCAAAGUGUUCAAGAAUUUAUUUCACAUUUGUUAAGCUAUGGAUCAAUUUACCAGUAAUUCAUCUCUUGGAAACAAUUGUAGAAUUGUAUACAAACUUUUGUGUUUUCUAUUGGAAGAUUGCAUAUAUAGAAUAUACAUAAAUUCGUGUUUUGGAAGCUA